AUGCGGCUGUUGACUUUGGGUAUCAGGACUCUACACAAUGGAAAUUUGGUGAGGAAGUUGGGCCCAAAACUCGGUCGUUCAGCGGUAACUUCAAGUAUAAAAUUGAUCAAUACGAGCUCAAGAUCAUUCCACAGGCCAAAUUUGGCUCAUCAGUUGCGCUUAGCGACUCCCGUGAGACAAUUGAGGUGGCAACACAGUGAGGGAUCGAAAAAUGGGCAGUCUUUGACGCAGGGAGAACAGAAUUCAUCGGGAUGGAAAGAUAUUAAACGAUUGUUCCAGUUGGCAAGGCCAGAAUCCAGAUCAAUGUUCUUUGCACUGGCCCUGAUCCUUGUAUCAAGCUCUGUGAGCAUGCUGGUUCCAAGCGUUAUCGGAAAGCUGAUGGACGUGGCGAAAGAGGACGAUACAGAAGAUUCACAAGAUUCUGCAGCAACAGUGACUGUCGACAAACAGAUCUUUGGACUCACCAUGCCGCAAUUUUACGGUACACUGUUUGGUAUAUUCGUUGUGGGUGCAGUUGCCAAUAUGGGGAGAAUAGUGAUCCUCAAAGUCACAGGCGAAAAAUUGGUCGCGCGCUUGCGAACUCGAACACUCAAGGCCUCGUUACAACAAGACGCCACGUUUCUCGACAACAACAGAGUAGGGGAUCUGAUCUCGCGACUGUCUUCGGACGCCAGCAUAGUCUCGAAAUCGCUGACGCAAAAUAUGUCGGACGGGACACGGUCUCUGAUACAAGGCUUUGUUGGGUUUGGUAUGAUGAGCUAUAUAUCUUGGAAACUGACCUGCGUAAUGAUGUUGCUAGCACCCCCACUGGCGGCUAUGGCUUUGAUCUACGGUAAAAGAAUUCGCAAUCUUUCACGAACGCUGCAAGCGUCGGUCGGCGGUCUCACGAAGGCUGCAGAAGAGCAGCUCUCUGCUACCAGAACGAUACAGGCCUACGGCGGCGAAAAACAAGCCAUAAACCAGUACGCUAAAGAGGUAAGAGAAGUUUAUCAAGUGGGUCUAAAAGAAGCAAUCACUUCGGGAGGCUUUUUUGGUCUUACGGGACUGGUGGGCAACGUCGCAGUUCUGGCAUUGCUGUUGACAGGAACCUCGAUGAUCCGUUCCGGGGCCAUGACCGUUGGAGACCUUUCGAGCUUCAUGAUCUACGCGGUGUACACUGGUAGCUCACUAUUUGGGAUGUCGUCUUUCUAUUCGGAAUUGAUGAAAGGCGCAGGAGCCGCUGCUCGUGUGUUUGAACUUAACGAUCGUCGUCCUUUGAUUCACCCAACCCGCGGGAUUGGUCCUGGAUCGCUGGCUGGCAAGACAAUUGAGUUCAAAAACGUCAAGUUUGCUUACCCAACGCGUCACCAGCAUACCAUUUUCCAAGAUUUGAAUAUACGCAUACAUGCGGGCGAGCACGUAUGCAUUGUUGGGCCGUCUGGAGGCGGGAAAUCCACCGUGGCGUCUUUGCUGCUGCGUUUCUAUGACGUGGACGGUGGGAGCAUCACGAUUGGUGGCCAAGACAUUCGGAAUUUCAAUUUGCGCAAAUACAGACGCCUGUUGGGCAUUGUGCAACAGGAACCACUGUUGUUCAACGGGACCAUUCUCGACAACAUUCUGUACACGGUGCCCGAGGAGAUUAGACAGGACGAACUGCGAGUGUCACAGGCCAUCGGACGUGCCAAUUGUUCUGCAUUUUUGGCUAGCUUUCCAGACGGACUUCUGACACUAGUAGGUCCCAGAGGGGCACAACUUUCGGGUGGUCAGAAGCAGCGCAUUGCACUGGCACGGGCGUUCUUGUUGGAUGCAGACCUGCUGAUCUUGGACGAAGCUACGAGCGCGCUGGACUCGCGAAGCGAAGACGUCGUGGCACGCUCGCUGUACGCGCGUAGCGCGAGAGGCAAAACCACGGUAUCGAUUGCGCAUCGUGUGAGCACGAUCCAGCACAGUUCGCGGGUGAUCGUGCUGGACCGGACCGGGUGUGUGGCCGAGACCGGCACUUUCGACGAGCUGAUUGCACGUUCGGACUCGCAACUGAACAAGCUGUUGCGUAAGGAGGAAGAUGUUUCGGAGGAGACAGAAGACGUAGGAGUAGAAGCAGGAGAGGCUACGAGAAGUACAGAAGACGAGCAGACGUCGUCUCUGGCGCGACAGGCGUGA
Molecule: messenger RNA, 2139 nt
Organism: Lachancea meyersii CBS 8951
Lineage: Eukaryota; Fungi; Ascomycota; Saccharomycetes; Saccharomycetales; Saccharomycetaceae
Source: the annotation of a GenBank genome assembly